This is a messenger RNA of Laetiporus sulphureus 93-53, 1184 nucleotides long. RefSeq names its product Vps5-domain-containing protein. Gene Ontology annotation, cellular component: endosome. Gene Ontology annotation, molecular function: phosphatidylinositol binding. The transcript is spliced from 8 exons. The coding region runs from base 25 to 1161 and encodes 378 amino acids. Gene Ontology annotation, biological process: protein retention in Golgi apparatus; retrograde transport, endosome to Golgi. Lineage: Eukaryota; Fungi; Basidiomycota; Agaricomycetes; Polyporales; Laetiporaceae. The record is from RefSeq and is a predicted model, not a curated record.
CAGACCGGGCCCUCCUCAACGACCAUGAUCGACACGGGCUUACAAGCGGUGUUCGCCAUAACCGUCGACGACCCCCAGAAGGUAGGCGAUCCCAUUAGACCAUACACCAUGUAUACGGUACAUACCAAGACGACAUCCCCGAUGUUCAAGAAGUCUUCGUUCUCCGUCCUUCGUCGUUAUUCCGACUUCCUAUGGUUGUACGAGACUCUUUCGCUGAACAAUCCCGGCGUAGUCGUGCCUCCAGUUCCUGAGAAGAAUCCUUAUCGGAGGUUUGACGAAAACUUCGUACAACAGCGGCGUUUCGCACUCGAGAAGUGUAUCCAGAAGAUCGCAAGCCAUCCCAUCCUGCAGAGGGAUCCGGAUCUGAAGAUGUUCCUUGAGAGCGAUACGUUUGCUUUGGAUAUCAAACAACGUAAAGCGGAACUCGCGCAGGAGAAGGGCGGCUUGAUGGCGAGCAUUGGGCAGUCGCUCGCUGGCCCCAGGUUCCAUGAAACUGACGAGGUGACUCUUCUUCAUCGACCUUCCUUGCAGUGGUUUGAUAAACAAAAGGCAUAUCUCGACAGUUUAGAAUUGCAACUCAAAGGGCUUGUCAAAGCCAUCGAUCUUGUCGCAAAGCAUCGGUCAGAGCUGUCAGCAGCUACGAGAGAGUUCGCGCAAGCGAUAUCAGAAUUGUCGGCCUCUGAUGUCGGCCCACAGCUCUCGUCGGCUUUCGCGGGGUUGGCAGAAGUGGAGCAGAAAGCGCAGGAAUCACACAGCACACAAUCACAAGAGGAUGUAGUGACCAUCAUGGCGACAGUGGAUGAAUAUGCUCGGCUUAUCAACUCAGUGCGGAACGCGUUCAACUCCCGCAUCCGCACGUAUCAUACAUGGCAGUCGACGGACGGUUAUCUCAAGCGCGUAAAGCAGACUCAUGAGACAAAUCGUGCCCAGGGCAAGCUGCCCUCAGACCAACUGAGCCGAUCGUUAUCUCUAGUUGCUGACGCGGAAAGGCGUGCUAUGGACGCGAAGCAGGAUUUCGAUCAGGUGUCUAGGUUGGUCAAGGCAGAAGUCGCGCGCUUCGAGUAUGAACGAAUAGAAGACUUCAAGAGUUCUCUUGAGGCAUUCUUAGAGGGAAUGAUCUCGAGGCAAAAGCAGGUGAGGGUGGUUUCCCCAUUGUCGUGAGGUUACCAUUCAUCUCAAUCCUC